Molecule: messenger RNA, 5202 nt
Organism: Boleophthalmus pectinirostris (great blue-spotted mudskipper)
Lineage: Eukaryota; Metazoa; Chordata; Actinopteri; Gobiiformes; Gobiidae
Gene: lrmp
Product: lymphoid-restricted membrane protein
Exons: 39
Coding region: 152-4513 (1453 amino acids)
Cellular component (GO): endoplasmic reticulum membrane
Source: RefSeq, a predicted model, not a curated record
CUUUAACACUUUGAGUCUCAGCACUCUGCUUAUGCUGCCUGUGCUGUGUUUGGACAAACAUUUGGCCGCAGACUUUUUCUCUCACCGCUUUUCGAGAAUUUGCCCUCUCCUGUUGUGAGGAAUCCAUCAUUCGGCCUCUUCCUUCUGCACCAUGGAGUACUGUACGCCCCAGCCCACCCGGCGCCACAACCCCGUGGACAGCAUCUGUAAGAAACUGCAGACAAUCCAGUGGCGCCGUGAACGGGAGCCCAACUCGCCUUUUCAGAUCCCCAAAUUCUCCUCCAGCAGCUAUGAUAGUCCCCAGUGUGGCCUGAGAAGCAACCUAGAGGCUCUGCUCAAGAAGGGGGCGCUCUACAGGGAACUCAUAGACCGGGAGAAGGACAAAGCUAUGGGAAUGCCCAGCUCUGCAGCCUCCAAUAGAACCAGCAUGGGCCCACCUACUCCUGUGGCUACUCCUGCAACUCCCAAUUACAAACCUACUACAUCCAAUGUGACCUACACUAUAACUAGUACGCUUGGGGAGAGGAAAGGAGCAGAUGGAAACGAUUUGAAGCAUGUUAAAAUGUGGCAGAGGUAUUGUUCCACGCCCACAAACAACACAAAUGACUCCCCAUACUUCACGUUUACGCGAGGGCAGCAGUCUGUGCAGCCUGACAGUGAGAGAGCCAAAAGGAGUCCGCCCACGAUGCACACUUUCACGCCGUUUCACACAACAGCGUCAUAUAACCUGAACUUUAGCUCGGCCGAUGCAACGAAUACCACGGAGUGUGAGGUGCCCUACCCAGCACUGGUGGUCAAGAGGCUGUCUAUGGGAGAUACAGGAAUGUCCACAGCAGAUGGGAAAAAGGGGAAUAUGGCAGAAAUCAGCCUCAUUUGUGAAGAGAACCUGCUCGACACCAUCUUCCACGCCUGCGACACACAGCGAAGAGGUAAAGUGUACGUGUCCCAUAUCGUGGAUUACCUGCGUCACACGACCAGCCGCUCCUCAGAGGACAGUGGUCUGGAGGAGCUGUGUAACAUGUUGGACCCUGAGCACAAAGACGUCUCCAUUGACCUGGACACUUACCAUGCCGUCAUGAGGGAGUGGAUCGACGACUGCCGCAACAAUGGGGAGGAGACUGCAGAGGAGGUCACACAAGACUCUGUGAAAAUGAGAGACAGCAUAUCAGCGAGAAGAUCUAUGCUGCUAAAUAUGACCUCUGGAAGCUUGGAGGCUUUUGGUGGAGAGGUUUCCAGGGUUGAAUUUGAGACAUCAGAGCUUAUGUACUGCGUUACCGAUCUCCAGCUGAAUAACCAAAAACUGCAAGAUGAGGUGAAAAAGCUGAAGCAGGUAGUGGAGAGCAUGGAGGACACCAACCAAAAAUUAGUUGAAGAAAGUGAAGGACUGAGGAACCAGGCCAAGACAAAUCAGCAGUUGGCUCAGAAAGAGAAGAUGUUGAAAGAUGAAGUGGAGGAGAUGAAGGCUACACUCAGUAAUACAGAGGAGGGUCGGGCUCGUGCCUCUGCUCACAGCAAACACAUGGAGAGAGAGAACCAGAGUCUCAUUGCAAAGAUCGCUUCUCUUCAGGAAGAGAACUUUAAGGUCACCAUGGAGACGGACGAGCUUCAGAAGCGGAUCUCGGAGCUGUGUGACAUUAACGCUGACCUUCAGGUGCAGAUUCAUUCUUUUGAUGGGGUCUUGAGUGAAAAGGAUGUAGAGCUACAAGAGAAAAUGAGGCAGAUAAAUGAGCUGAAGGCUACAGUAGAAGAAUACUCAUCCAUCACAGAGCUGUUAAGAGCAGACAAGAGCAAACUGGAGAACCAAAUGCAGAUGCUGCAUCCAGACCUCAUCGGGGGCCUUUCCUUGUCAGUGGCUUACAGGUUAAACCAGAGCAUCACUGGAUCUUUACAGUCCGAGUUGGCUUUGGCCCAGUUUCCUCUGGAGCCUCUGGUGGGGGUGGACCCUCUGAGCACCACUUCCCUGGAUGAGACCCUGGACAAAGAGGUGCUACUGAUGAUGCAGGGGCCCAGUCCAGAGCACAUGUCCCAAGAGUUCAAGAACAUUGUCAACAAACUGAAACAUAAUUUACUAGAAGAAACAGGCACAGUGAUGUGUACAGUGCAAGGGUUGCUGGACGACCACACAAAAAUGGGAUUCAACACAGACAAGUCACUUCAGGCGUUCCGGGCCGAGCUGGACACCAGGAGGGCGGACUGGGCCCACAGCCUGGACCAGCUGGCCCAGUACACGGACUCAUUGGAGAAGGAGCUCAUCAAAAUGGCCAGUAACAUGAGGAGGUCCCGUACUGAGAUUCUUCACCUCUCUGUCAGGGUGCAGGAGCAGGAGAACCAGAAGAGGCAGCUGUGUGAGGAGCUAGAGCAGCUGCGGACCCCCCAAGACAGCAGAGAAGCUUCAUGCCAGACCCCUGCAGCUGAGGAGGAGCCCGGACAGGACUUGGAUUGGGACGAAGAGUUUGACAUUCAAGAUUACAUGAAGAAUGAGGAGGUAACCAACAACUACUGCAGCGUGGACGUGGGACCUCCAGAGGGUCCCCAAAGUGAGGAGACAGGACACAAGAGGACAGAGAAAAGAGACAAGGAAGGAAACGAGGAAGGAGACAAGAGGGCAGCGAGCCUGGCCGAAGACUCAGACGCUAAGGAGAAAUCCACCCUGUACAUCAACGUGUACAUGGAAACACAGAGCAGACAGGAGGCUCUGGAGACCCAUCAUGGUGCUGAAGCCGGCUCUGAACCCCAAGCAGUCGUGAACCAUAAGUCUGUGCAGGAAGAGGGUGCGUUGUCACAGAGCGCCCACUCACAGGCUGUUGGUGCUGGACACCCCGAGGCAGACCCUGGUCCCACCCACUUGAAUAACUACAGCGCAGAGGAGAGCAAAGCCCCUCAGACUGUCUGUGAUUUACCUCAGAACAACUCUAUUGAAACAGAGCCUAACAAAGUCACAGAAAGAGGGGCUUCAACUGACGACACAGUGGACCAUAAGCUCAGCUCAACUUCAGCUCCAGAAGAGGACCAAAAAGGAGAAGGCUUUGAUCAGAGCUGCAAGGAGGCGUCAGAAAUGAGCCGUAAGAGCCUGGGUCAGGACAAAGCAGACCGAACAGCAGAAGACAGCUCCAGUCUGCUCCCUGUGCUGGUGGAGGAGGAAGAGACUGAAGCUUCCACUGCAACAGCAUCUGUGUCAGCGAGCGAGCAUCACAUGAGCAGCUCUCAUCAGUCCAGAGGCAGCACAGCUGCAAUGGCCAACAGUGUUUCUCCAAAAAAAGAUUUACAACAGCUUCAAGGCAAAAAAGAACUGGAGUUGUCACGAGGGAUCGAGACCGGGGAUCAGCUCGGCACUAAAGGGGACCGGAGUCAGACCACCAGCAACAAUGAUGCAGAGGUAUACCAGCAUUCAGAUGUCAAUGAUUCCUACAAAGAGGACAAAAAUGGCAUGACUCCAACUGACAAGGAAGUUGAGGCUGAGUUCCAGCGGCUGGCAUUGGGCUUCAAGUGUGACAUGUUCACUUUGGAGAAGAGGCUGCGUCUGGAGGAACGUUCACGAGACCUGGCAGAGGAAAACGUGCGGCGAGAAGUGUCCAGCUGCCAGGGCCUGCUGCAGGCCUUGAUUCCUCUGUGUGAAGAUGAUAACCAGUCCAUGGAAAUCAUCUUGAGACUUCAGAAAAACCUGGAGAUCCUCAUCCAGUCCAUGACCCGAGUGUCUAGUCGCUCGGAGAUGCUCGGAGCCAUACAUCAGGAGAACCGUAUUGGUAAAGCAGUGGAGGUGAUGAUUCAGCACGUGGAGAAUCUGCGGCGCAUGUACACGAAGGAACACGCUGAGCUGUUGGAGCUCAGGGAGACUCUGAUGCAGAAUGAGAGGUCCUUUGGAUCACAGACUAAAAAGGAUGAUUUCCAGGGCAAGAAGACACAAGGUCGACGUGUCAGCCUUCCACCUAUCCACCCAAUUAAUAUGAGAAAACCCCAGGACAUGUCAGAGGUGGACCAUGAGCGACUGACCCGGCGAUCUCCGUGGAGUGCAGGGAGGAACAUGGCUCGGCCUCCUCUAAAGCGCUUUGUUAGCUCGGCACCUUGGGUUGACUCUGAGGACCCUUGUGACAUGAUGAAGGGGAGCAGAACGGACAACCACUUAGACGAAGAGCCCAAGGAGGAGGCAGAGACCGAGAGGAGGUCCAGUCUCAGUGAACUGGGAAACAAACUCACCUCUCUCCUUCUGCCCAACAAGACUCCAAGUCCUUCCUCCAGCCCAACUUCCUCUGACCCAGGAGUGACCCAGUCUCUGUCCCGAGGAUUGGGCUCCUCCAGAGCCUCAGCAGCAGCCGUGGCCAGGGGCAGUCGCACUGUGUGGCUCUGGUUGGCAAUGUUCGUGCUGUUGGCAGGUCUUCUGGCUCUGCUGGCAAGCCUGGUGAUGCAGCCUGCAGUAGAUGCGGCUCCGGUGGGGACGGGGGACUCCUGGAUGACCAUCCAGCAGCUGCUCUGGCCCUACACCGGGUUGCGACACAAUGGCCAGCCCCCUGUGUGAGCCCAACCCUGCCCUCCGCUUUUAAUAUGGACUAUAUACAGACUCUAAGCAUAGAGACUUGAACUUUUACUGGUGCCUGAAAACUACAGCUGUCCUCAGGGGUGGUCAGUCCACUGGAGGAUUAUAUGCAUCAUAUUUGCGAAUUUAUUAGUCUGAGUGUGCAUUUGUUUUUAGAAGAAGCUGCGUGAAGUGAACACAAUUUUUAUCUUCUUUUUUAAGGUCACAGUGCAAUCUGUAAAUAGACUGUGAUUGGACCAAUCCAGACAAGACUGAAUGUACACUUUGUUUUCCAGUGACAGGCAUCAUGGACAGUGGCUUAAGUUUGCCAACACAAUUCAUGCACUUGACAAUCAGGAAACAUUUGUAAAGGUGCAGGAAGGAGUUCUUUUAUUUCCUUGUUAAAUGCAGAGCAUAUUUUAUAAUUUAUAGUCUUUAAUCACUGGUAAUAAAACAUUAUUUGAACUGUGUGUUUUAAAUAUACAGUACACAUUUUGAGUGGGGUCUGUAAAUGUUUAUUUUUGUUAAAUUAUUAUGUCCAGGUUCAACACCAAAGUUUUUCCUUUUUUAAUUUUUGCAGGAUUUUUGCUGUGGUUUAUCACCAUUUUAAAUUCAUACUUUUAUAUGUUCUAAAGCAGUGAAUCGAUGAGUGACCUUUGCACAAAUAAAGUAGCCAACUCUACAAACCACAA